Molecule: messenger RNA, 534 nt
Organism: Beauveria bassiana ARSEF 2860
Lineage: Eukaryota; Fungi; Ascomycota; Sordariomycetes; Hypocreales; Cordycipitaceae
Exons: 3
Coding region: 1-534 (177 amino acids)
Source: RefSeq, a predicted model, not a curated record
AUGGCCGACAUCAUGGAGCUUGACAAUUCCUAUGUUGAAAAGACGGAUGACAAUUCCUAUGUUGAAAAGACGGAUGAAGUCGUCAUGCCAAACCCGAGCGAUGAUGAGAAAAACGAACCCUGGUGCCUUGAAUGCUCCUUCAAGGCUGGCGAGCCCAGGCGAACCCCCUGCAACCACCCCCCGGAUGAGGCAACACGCACGUUCGAAUCUACAAGCGAGGACGACAGGAAGCGAAUAUGCCGCCGAAUUUCUACACUCGCGAGCCAGAUGGAUUAUCUUUUCGACCAAAUACUUGGGCAAACGCCACCGGACUUCCCCGUCACUAGAGAAAUCAAGUAUCAACAACAACUUUUGCAUAUUAAGUUACUUGCUGUCCUUCUGUACACCAAUCAAAUCGGUGGUCAGGAUGACAGGGAUUCGCUCGGUUUAUGGGUGAGACUCGACACCGAACUCGACGCUGAGCCAGACUACCAGAGGCUCGUUCCUCAUGAUGUCGUUACCGAGGCCAUCUCUAGUCACAGCACAGAGGCAUGA